AUGUCCAGCCCUUCGCCUUCAAGCGAACAACCCCAAUCUCGCAACCGCCCUGGCUCCGCAUGCACGGAAUGCCGUCGCCGCAAGAUGCGCUGUGAUGGGAAACAUCCUCAAUGCAAUAAUUGUUCUAACGCGGGUAUAAUAUGUGUUUUCAACCCCCAGCCUUCCCGUCGCGGGCCCAAAAAAGGACAUUUAAAAAGCCUGCAGGUGCGUAUCGCGAAUCUCGAGAAUACAUUGUUUGGACGGACACAGGAUCCUCUGUCCACGGAGAUUUCCACAGACGGUGACGCUGCUGCGCAAUCCGCAAUGCAUGGCUGGGAAUCCCAGUUAAACAUACCCCUUAAUGAGUUCAACAUUCCAGCGGGUGCACCAAAGUUGGGGACUGUACCGAUUUCGGACUUAUUACACGCCGAACUGGAUGAUAGUAAAUCCAUAUCGAGAACAUGCUUGCAAUACGCCAUGUGGACGAUAACUACGUCCAAGUCCGCCCAACUGGAACAUCUCUGCGAACCACUCUACCAGUCAGCCCGAGAGCUACUAGGAUGUCUACAAGUAACAGCUGAAAAUAGCAACAUAGACCGGAUAGAGCAUGUUCAAGCAUUACUGAUACUUGCAGUUUACGAAUUUACCCACCAUACCUUUCAGCGUGGGUGGAUGAGCGCCGGUCAGGGUAUUCGACUUGUGCAGCUGAUGAACUUGCACAAGAUUGAUCUCAACAAGGAGGGCAGAGCAGGACCCGACGAGGCGAGCGGGUUGGAUGAUCCCGUUUGCACAGAGGAAAGGCGUCGUGUCUUUUGGAUAGCAUACAUACUAGACCGGCUUAUCUCCUUAAGACAUGAGAGCCCAUUGACCUUUGAUGAGCGAGUCAUAGCGACACGGUUGCCCGCCAGAGAGGAGGCCUUCCAGAUGGGUCAAUUAAACCAGAUGACUGGAUUUCUCUCGAAGGCUAUUACUGAAGAUGGGCCUCUCCCGAAAGCAGAACUUUCAGAAAUGGUUAUUCUAGCUACACUUUGCGGAAGAACAGUAUUACACCGGCAGCAGGCAGCCGCUGAGCAAGCCGACUGCGGCAUAUCCAACAGCUUCUGGGAGCGACAUCGCCGGCUAGACGCUAUACUAGUCAAGAAGGGUCAGGUUAUUUCGACACUCCAGCCGGUGGCAACCAUGAUGCCUGCAGAGCUGGCUUCUCUUAUCCCAAAUCUGAUGAUACAAUCGGCUCUUCUAUAUCAUUGUACGACGCUGCAGCUCCUAGCUGACGGAAUUGAAAGCAGUGAGAUGGUCCUGCAAUGUCGACAACGGGCAAUCCUGGCUGCGCAGGAGAUUAUCCGAUUGACAGAGGCAGUGCUCCAGCUGAAUUAUUUCGAGAUUGCCCCAUUCACACCGCUUCCCGUGCUUCUCUGCGCCAAAGUAUUGAUGAUGUAUCAAGACGCGGAUCCCUCAUGUGCGCUUCAGCUGCAGGAAGUUCUAGGUAUGGUGCAGAAUCUGGCAAAUACUAACCAUUUAUGCCGGGAGUGGGCUAUCCAACACCGUGAUCUGUUCGGAUCCGAAUCCGACUUUGUCCAUAUUGAGGAGGAGAGCCAUGGCUAG
Messenger RNA from Aspergillus niger, 1581 nucleotides. RefSeq lists its product as uncharacterized. The transcript has 5 exons. Gene Ontology annotation, biological process: DNA-templated transcription; regulation of DNA-templated transcription. Bases 1 to 1581 code for a protein of 526 amino acids. Gene Ontology annotation, cellular component: nucleus. Gene Ontology annotation, molecular function: DNA binding; DNA-binding transcription factor activity, RNA polymerase II-specific; zinc ion binding. NCBI's taxonomy places the organism in Eukaryota, Fungi, Ascomycota, Eurotiomycetes, Eurotiales, Aspergillaceae. The record is from RefSeq and is a predicted model, not a curated record.